AUGUCAGACACUGUCCUAUUUGUCAACAGAACAAGGUUGGAACAUCCCUCUACUGCUAAAAGUGUUGUUCAAGCAUUUUUAGACAAUGUCUUUAUGCUUUAUGGACUUCUACAAACCAUUAUCAGUGACAGGGAUGAUGGAGUAUCCUUACACAUGUACGUAGCUGACCAUCCUCAAAAAGAUGGCCAAACUAAGUAUAAUACUUCCUAUAAUUCAACUAUUCACAAGACACCGUUUGAGGCUCUAUAUGGUGUACUUCCUCCUAUUCAUAUUCCUUAUAUGCCUAAAGAUUCUAAUGCAACUAUGGAUAUUUUUAUGAGGGAUAGGGAGUCUGCAAUUUCCUUGUUGAAACACCAUUUGACUAGACACUCCGUUGCUGCUAAUUCGCAUCAUAAACUAAGGAAGCGAUACUAUGGGCCUUAUCAGGUUAUAGACAAAGUUGCACCUGUGGCUCAUAAACUCCAAGUACCUUCUAAGGCUAGAAUUCAUAAUGUAUUUCAUGUUUCCUUUCUCAAGCUUGCUCAUAUUGCUGUGGUAGCUUCUUCAUAUUUGCCUCAGCUGCCUCAACAACCAUUUCCUUAUCUACAAGCUAUAUUGGAAAGAAAGAUGGUUAAAAGGAGAAAUCAGGCUGCUAUCUAA
Hevea brasiliensis (rubber tree) is the source of this 639-nucleotide messenger RNA. RefSeq lists its product as uncharacterized. Bases 1 to 639 code for a protein of 212 amino acids. The transcript has 5 exons. NCBI's taxonomy places the organism in Eukaryota, Viridiplantae, Streptophyta, Magnoliopsida, Malpighiales, Euphorbiaceae. The record is from RefSeq and is a predicted model, not a curated record.